Molecule: messenger RNA, 1305 nt
Organism: Ananas comosus (pineapple)
Lineage: Eukaryota; Viridiplantae; Streptophyta; Magnoliopsida; Poales; Bromeliaceae
Product: RNA-binding protein 42-like
Exons: 7
Coding region: 152-937 (261 amino acids)
Molecular function (GO): mRNA binding
Source: RefSeq, a predicted model, not a curated record
GUCCGCUUUUCGCUCCGCGUGGUCGUCUCGACCACCGACCAAUUCGCUUCGCAAACCCUAAUUCCCCACCACCUCCAAAGCCCUAGCUCCUCUCCCCCUUCUCCUUCCUCAUCCCCCAAUCACCUCGGAUCCACCCAUUCUCGCGCUCCCGAUGUCGAAGGAAUCAGCUCCGGGAUCGAAUUCGUUUCCUCCGUCGUCGUCGUCGUCGUCGUCGUCGCAGUAUAGCUACCCCUCCGCGGCUCCUCACUUCCCCCUCCCCUUCCAUCUCCAAAACCCUGGUCCCACGGCGUCGCAGCCCUAUCUCCCGCCGCCGCAGAUCCCUCCUCCUAUUAAGAUGCCUCCGCCCUUCGUUCCGGCGUACCCUCCCGCCCCAGCCGCCGCCCCGGUCGCCCCCGGUGUCUACACGCUUCCCCAGUAUCAGCAGGCACAACAACUGUUUCAAAGGGACGCUCAAACUAUUACACCAGAGGCGCUAGAAAGUGUGAAAGCUGCUUUAGCGAGCAGUGAAGUCGAGCACAAAGCGGAAACAAAGAAGAGGGCGAUCCCGCGGAAAGCUGCUGGGCAGAGUUGGGAGGAUCCGACGUUGGCUGAAUGGCCAGAGAAUGACUUCCGUUUGUUCUGUGGAGAUUUGGGGAAUGAAGUUAAUGAUGAUGUUCUUUCAAAGGCAUUUUCAAGGUUUCCCUCCUUCAACAUGGCAAGAGUAGUACGGGAUAAGAGAACUGGAAAAACCAGGGGUUAUGGAUUUGUCAGUUUUUCAAGCCCUUCUGACCUUGCAGCUGCAAUAAAAGAAAUGAAUGGCAAGUAUGUUGGAAAUCGUCCUAUCAAAUUGCGCAAGAGCAACUGGAAAGAAAGGACUGAUGUUGACGCUUUGGAAAGGCAGAAGAACCACAUUCAGAAGAAACCGAAAUUGCAAAAGAAAAGUGUCCUGCAUAAGUGAAAGCCUCAUGGAUUCUCACCCGUUAUUUCACUCGCCGGCUCCUGCUUGAUUGUUGGACAAACUGGAGCACCGUAAACUGUCUGAGCAAGUUUGAGAGUUGCAAGAUGGACAAAAGCAAAAGACAGCACUGAGAUCCUGUUGUGGCGCUCGCGUGUGAGAGAUCACUCCGUUGAUUAAUGGCAGCUCAAUCUGUUAUUUUCUUUUACUCUCUUGAUUUUCAAAUCAACAGAAAUUAAAGGAUUUCUGACCUUUGUGCACUUGAUAUUGUACUAUUGUGCUACACAAUCUAUUCAGAUUCGAGAUAGGAUGUGACCCAUAUUUUUCUAAAAUAUCUAACGAAAUAUGAUAUUUUAUUUUUUUUAUUUAAA